CUGUUGGGGCCCUGGUCCUAUCAGCUCCCCUCUCAUUGUGCGGUGGCAGCAACCGACGUACACACAUUAAGCACAGAUCAGUCCGGCCUCCGCAUCCGUAAGGGGUGUUCUGUCCGCUUGCUCUUUCUCCUCUUGCCGCCCUUGUGCCGAGGCGCUUGCUGCCAGGCUUCUGUGCCAGUCUACAGAGCAGAGGAAGAGCCAUGAAUCUCGGGGAUGGUUUAAAGCUUGAAACUGAAAUACUGGAUGGAAAACCUAGACUUAUAGUGGCACCUUGUGUGAGCAAAUCCAAACCAAGUAUAAAGACGUGUAAUAAAAACAAACUCUUAAAACAUACACUGAGAACAAAACAGAAUGAGCAUAUUCUGAAAUCAGUGCAAACUUCCUGUGAGAAGAAUGAAUGUUUAACGAAACAGAAAGCAGGAUCAAGACUUUCACUGAUAAAAGAUGGGAAAAGCAGUGAGACGUUGAUAUCUAUUAAGGAUUCACCCAAAGAACCUUGCAAUAAAGACCAUGCUUUUAUCAUUCAAAAAGACAACAAAACUGCAAAGCCCGGUAACGCCAGGAUUUCAGUUAAGAAACCUCCACCGUCUAACAAGAAGUUAAAAAAAUAUCCUGCUUCUGUUGAGGAACUAAGGGACAAUUUAGUAUGUUUAACACAACAGCAGCUUGAACAGAUUUUGAUGGCUGUAAAAGAAGGAACUAAAGGAGUCUCCCAGCUGCAGGAUGAAAAGGAAAAAACAACACCGAACAGUGCAGAUAGGAACAUUCCUGCUGAUCAGACUCCAGAAGAAAACAUAAUGGGAUUACUCCAAAAGGCCGGUGAAAUUCCAUCUAUUCCAAGUGAACAUAGUUUCAUUUCAAACAAAAAACAAGAAACAUCCAAGCAGGCCGAACAGAAAGUUAUUGCGAAUUCAUGGAAACCAGCUGAUAUAUUUAGUACUCUGGGAGAAAGAGAGAGGGGUAAAACCUUAUUAGAUACUAAAAAGUCCCAGUGGAAGAAGGAACUCGAUGAGCAGGUAGCUUUAAAGAAGAAACUGAAAGAAACUUUGGAAACAGAAUUAAAAUAUCACCUGUGGCAGAAAAUGGAUGCAGUAAAAAGCUGUCCAGAAAAAGUGCCGAUGGUCCAGAUGGCAUUUUCAGAUGACUUCAGUGCUGCAACGGAAGAUACGCACAUUUGUAGAACUUUAACCACUGAAGCUAAUGAAACUUCACCCAGUGUUUCAAGCGGCCAAACUGGACAGUUCUCCAGUUUCAGUUCUCCUGAUUUACCAGCUAUUCAAACCUCAUUUGUGUUAGGGGAAGCGACACCAGUGGAGCAUUCUUUUAGUGCUGUAAAACGUGAGCAACAGAAAAAGUGGCUUGAAGAGCUUGAUAAACAGAAAGAAGCUGACAAACUACGAAAACUAGAAGAAAAGUGUAAUUUAUCCAAGCCUCUCAUCAAGGAGCAGGAAUAUGCUGUUGGAGGAUUGUAUAAGGGUGAAGAGCAUGACAAGUGGACAAUGCAUUUUGAUUCUUUCAAGAAUCAUGCUAACUCUUUUUUAGAAUACCCUUUAAAUGCAACAUAUAAAAAGCAGCCUGAAACUUUACACCUGUUGUCUGAACCCCAGAACCAGACUGCUUUUACAUCUACAGCUAUAUGUCAUCACACACCUACAGAGGUGGAGAUUUCAGGAAAGGCAAUUGGAAAUAUUUCAGAGCCAAAUCAGAAAGCCAGUUUCCUUCGGUCAAUGACUGCCCUCUUGGAUCCUGCUCAAAUUGAGGAGAGAGAAAGGCGACGGAAAAAACAAUUAGAACAUCAGAAAGCCAUAAUGGCUCAAGUAGAAGAAAAACGGAAGAAAAAACAACUUGAAGAGGAACAAAGAAAACAAGAAGAGCAAGAAGAAGAGUGCCGACUUGCAAAAGAGCAGGAGCAAAUGAAGAGGCAGUUUGAAGAAGAUCUGCUCAAACAAAAGCAAAAAGAGGAAAUCAUGACCCUUAAAACAAAUGAGUUAUAUCAGACAAUGCAGAGAGCUCAAGAGCUGGCCCAGAGGUUAAAACAAGAGCAACGUAUUAAAGAUUUGGCUCAGAAAGGACAUGAUAUUUCCAAACUGCAGAAGAAUCUUGAUGGUGGUGAUGUACCAUGUGAGAGUUACUGUACUGACCUGAAUGGCUUUUUGGACAUUAGUGAUAAUAAUUAUCACUGUUCUGGAGAGAAUAGCAGUAUAGCAAAUCAGGAUGUCAAAACUAUUCUCUCUCCUCGAAAAGACACUGCUGUUCAGACAGAUAGCAGUAACAUUGAUGUACACCCUUAUUCUGAAAUUUGCACUAAGCAAGCUGUGAAAGGAAGAACAGACUGUGAAUCUCCAAAUAUUGCUAUAGAAUAUAAAGUAGACUUCAACAGCAAAAAGUGCAAGAGUGAGGCACAGUUUCUAGAUAAAAAGAUUUCUGAAAAAGAGAAUAUUGUCAGCUAUAGCAAUCUAUAUGAACAGUUUGCACAGAAACAGAAACAAACCAAGGCAAUGGAAAGAAAUGGGAAAAAACCAGACUGGAACAUAAACAAACCUUGCAAAAGGUAUAUCACAGCAUCAGAAAAAUAUCCAAGAUGCCUGCAAAAGCAAAGGGAAGAAAAGAAAGCAAGACGACAAAUGGAACUGCUUCAGUUGGUCGAAAGAAAUAGCCCUGGAAAUCUCAGUCAAAAGAAAGGAGUUUCUCCAGACAGAUCCCUCUCACCUCAUCAUGACUAUGAUGUUAAGAAUAAGGAAGAACAAUCUCCAGAAAACAAUUUGCCUGAACAAAGAUCUGAAUCACCACCUGUUCCAGCAGUUAAAAACAGAUUACAACAGCAAAUAAAGACUCCUGAUUUUCCAGCUCAUAAUAGCAACAAUGGAAGAGAGAAAAGUAUAUAUACAGAGAAGCAUCAGAGUGAAGUACAACCUCCAAGUGUUGAAGUGGAAAGGCCACCUUCUUCUCAUUUUGUUCCCUACGUGCGAACAAAUGAAGUGUAUUACCUUGAUCCAGAUGCACCCAUGACUAGGCCUUCAACAUACGAUUCACAAUAUCAGCAGUUGAAUGAUGCUUACCAUACACCACGGCAGAUUUUUAGCUCUGAUCAUGCAAGGGAUCCACUUUUUAAUCCUAACGUGGUAAGAGACAGACAGCAGGCCAUACUCAAAGGACUUUCAGAACUACGACAGGGCCUCCUCCAGAAGCAGAAAGAAUUGGAGACAUGUCUUAUUCCAAGUAUAAUAAGUCAAGAAGAGAAUUUUAUUUCACCGUUUUAAAAAAUUUCAAGUUUGAUGAAUGGAUUUUUACUGUGUUGGCACUUUAUACUCACUACUGUAAUUAUGAACCACAGUGGUAAAAUGUGGACUUUUGUUCAUUCGAUUUGAGGAUGCUUGAAUAACUGAUUACAUGUUUUUGUAUGUUUAGGAUAAACUUCCAGUAAUGGAAGAAAAAUCUGUUUACCAGAAAGCAAUGCUAUAGCACGUGGUUUUGUUUACAUGGAGUAUUUGUGUAACUAAUUUAAAUUUUGUGUGUAUGCUUAGC
Rhineura floridana is the source of this 3525-nucleotide messenger RNA. It is a transcript of the gene CCDC66, whose product is annotated as coiled-coil domain containing 66. Gene Ontology annotation, cellular component: microtubule; cilium. Gene Ontology annotation, biological process: cilium assembly. The transcript has 20 exons. The coding region runs from base 201 to 3260 and encodes 1019 amino acids. The record is from RefSeq and is a predicted model, not a curated record. Lineage: Eukaryota; Metazoa; Chordata; Lepidosauria; Squamata; Rhineuridae. Gene Ontology annotation, molecular function: microtubule binding.